Osmerus eperlanus (European smelt) is the source of this 2510-nucleotide messenger RNA. RefSeq names its product WD repeat domain 25 (gene wdr25). The record is from RefSeq and is a predicted model, not a curated record. Gene Ontology annotation, molecular function: protein binding. The transcript has 8 exons. Bases 336 to 1958 code for a protein of 540 amino acids. Lineage: Eukaryota; Metazoa; Chordata; Actinopteri; Osmeriformes; Osmeridae.
CCGUUCCGGACUGGCAGUGCAAGAGUUUUGGCGGAAGAGAUGACUCGAUCCUGAGUCUGUAUAACGUAGCUUUAGCGCAAGAAGAUAACACCCAUGCGAGAAAAUUUAGAAAUAACUUUUAUUUUUUAAGUGUUUUGCAUGGUCUAGCUAGCUAAUGGUUUAGCUAUGGCUAGCCACGUCCGCUUGCGACUCCCAAAUCGGAAAUCUUUAAUGUAUUUGGGCUUUGAAAGUAGGCCAUGGAUUAGUGUAAUAUAAAUGUUAUCUUCGCAUCCGCCUCUCAGAUGUGUUUGGAACUUGGACGUUACCGCAAUUUGAGCUAGCUAUAUGAAGAAAAAAUGCACAACAUGGCCUCACUGGUGACCUAUGAGGAUUCUGAUCCGGAAGAUGACUCUGUAGAGGAUGAGAAGAGGGUACCCCCACUAGCUACCAAGUGUGCUAAUGUCCAAAGACCAUCCCAGAGAUACCUGGAAGUAGUAGGCUCUCACUAUGGCCUAAUACCUCACCCACAGCCAAACACCCAACAGUCAAACCUGUGGACAGAGACUGCACUGGGCUCCUCUGAGACUGUAGAAUACAGCACCAAACCAUGUUUACUUUCACCUCAGAGGAUCCAUACCCAUGAGGAACAGGUUAGGAGGAGGGGAGACUCCCAGAAUCCUCCCAGACCUGCUCCUCCAUCUGUAUCCUCUGGGACCGCUAUCAGCUGCGCUGUCCCACCUCCAUACAUCUCUCUCCUUCCUCCACCCUCCCAGAGGCCUAUGGGCGUAGCCACUAUAAAGAAACAGCACCAGCCCCCAGCUGGGAUAAGACCCUACAUUUCCAAGAGACAAAGGCUGGCCACUCCAGGAGACCGAGAUGGACCAGGCAGUUACCUGGAUAAGGCCCCAGAGGAUCAGACACCAAGCCUACCCAGGGAGGAUCAGACCCCAGCCUCUAGAAUCCAGGCCCCAGCAUCCAGGCAGCUCUCUGAGGUGUCCGAGAUAGUGCGACCAUAUCUGGGCCACAGGCCUGGCAAGGCUCAAGUCCCAAGGAGUGUGCAGCUGAGCAUGCAAGCCCACCUGGGCCCUGUGAACACAGUCCAGUGGUGCCCUGUCCCUCACAUCAGCCACCUGCUGCUGUCUGCCUCCAUGGACAAGACUGUCAAGGUCUGGGAUGCAGCAGAGAGUGGGCGGUGCCUAAUGGUUUAUGCCUCCCACACUGGGGCAGUGAGAGCUGCCCAUUGGUCACCCUGUGGGCGCCGAAUUCUCACUGGCUCCUUCGACAGCACCGCCAUGGUGACGGAUGUGGAGACAGGUCAGCAGAUUGUGAAGGUUGGGACCCAGUUCCGCGUGAUGUGUUUGGCUGUCCAACCCAGUGACCCGGAUGUGUUUCUGUGUGGAGGAUACAGCCCAGAGGUCAAGGCCUGGGACUCGCGCACCGGCAAGGUGGAGAGUGUGUUCCGUGCUGGAGUUCAACAGACCCUGGACGUCCUCUUCCUGUCUGGAGGAAGAGAGUUCAUCAGCAGCUCUGACUGUGUCAGCCGGGACUCUGCAGAGCUCACCCUCAUGGCCUGGGACUUCCGCACCACCGCCAGGCUCUCCAACCAGAUCUUCCAUGAGAGAUACACCUGUCCCAGCCUUGCUUUGCACCCCGUGGAGGAGGGCUUUGUGGCACAGACCAACGGGAACUACAUGGCCCUGUUCUCCGGACAGCGCCCCUACAGGAUGAACAAGAGGAGACGCUAUGAAGGACACAAGGUGGAAGGAUACGCAGUGCGGUGUGACUUCUCUCAGGACGGAACUAUACUGGCCACAGGAAGCUCAACGGGCUCUGUUCACCUGUACGACUUCCAGAGCUCUCGGACUCUACACAUUCUCCAUGGCCACGAGCAUCCCUGCGUGGCCGUGUCCCUGCACCCCACACUCCCUGCCGUGGCAGCCACCUGUGACUGGGGGGGCCAGGUCAGGGUGUGGAACUGACCACUGAGGAGACUGUUUGGUUUGAAGCCCCUAAUGGUUCCUUUUGUUUUAAUGGAUACACCCAAUUAAUGGAUGGUGAAAGUAAAGUUUAUCAGCCCUCUUAUAGUGAGAAGAACAAGGGUAAAGAAAUCUCAACACCAUUUACAUAUCAAAGGGUGGCAAACUGACCUCGUUUUACAUUAGAUCUUAACUCCCCCACAGAUUCUGCAACGAGUCAGCCUCUAACUUUGCUUUAUUAGAUAUCGGCUGUCUGUUCAGUUCAUGAGGACGUGGAGAUAAUUGUCUUAACAUGAAAAGACUGGUGAUCAUUUGCUUAUGCUUAUUUCAUGAAGAUAGUUUGCGCUCUCGUUUGCAGACUGUAACAUGGAUUGCAUCCUCUGUGCUCCAAAAACUUAAUGUAUUCUGUUACCACGACAGCUAGGCUCAUAUCGCAUUUCUACAUCACAACAAACAGGCUUAGUAGUUCUUCAAAAGAAUGUCAGCCCUAUUGCGCAUCCCUUCUGUCAAACUAUGAAAGUAUGAAUUAAACAUUUCCUAGGACAGAGAGACAUA